This is a messenger RNA of Puntigrus tetrazona (Sumatra barb), 2513 nucleotides long. It is a transcript of the gene spout1, whose product is annotated as SPOUT domain containing methyltransferase 1. NCBI's taxonomy places the organism in Eukaryota, Metazoa, Chordata, Actinopteri, Cypriniformes, Cyprinidae. The transcript has 12 exons. Gene Ontology annotation, molecular function: miRNA binding. Gene Ontology annotation, cellular component: kinetochore; spindle pole centrosome; mitotic spindle. Bases 39 to 1175 code for a protein of 378 amino acids. Gene Ontology annotation, biological process: maintenance of centrosome location; miRNA processing. The record is from RefSeq and is a predicted model, not a curated record.
CUCGGGGAUCGCCGUAGGUGUGACACACGUAGGAAAGCAUGGCUGACGCGCCUCCCGUGAAGAAACAUAAAACAAAUAAUUUCGCUAAUAAAAAGGGCGAAGAGAGCAUAAACUGGAGAAAAUGGAAAGAACAAAAGAAAGAAGAGAAGAGACAACGAACAGAGAGCAAAAUCAACAAACAGCUGGAGAAACAGAAGCAGAAGCAGAAGGAAGAGGAGGAAGAUGAGGAGCAGCUUCAGCAGGAAAAGAAGGAAAGGAAAGGUCGUUCGUUCACGCUGAGUGUGGCUCUGCCCGGUUCGGUGUUAGACAACGCUCAGUCACUAGAGCUGCGGACGUACCUGGCGGGUCAGAUCGCUCGGGCCUGUGGCGUUUUCUGCGUGGACGAGGUGGUGGUGUUCGACGAGCUGGGCGAGGACGUCAAGAGCAUUGAGGGAGAGUUCAGAGGCAUUGGGAAGAAAGGCCAGGCCUGCGUCCAGCUCGCUCGCAUCCUGCAGUACGUCGAGUGUCCACAGUAUCUGCGGAAAUCUUUCUUCCCCAAGCACCGGGACUUGCAGUUUGCUGGUCUGUUGAAUCCUCUGGACAGCCCGCAUCACAUGCGCUUGGAUGAGGAGGCGGAGUUUCGAGAGGGCGUGGUGGUCAAUCGGCCGAACAAGCCGGGGAAAGGGUCCUACGUCAACUGCGGGACGCAGAGGGAUGUUCAGAUCGAUAAAGAGCUGAAAGCUGGACUGAGAGUGACCGUACAGUUCAACAACAACAGUAAACAUAAAGGUGUUGUGGUGGCUCCUCACGUCCCGAGGACAGAGGGUGGGCUCUACUGGGGUUACAGCGUCCGGCUAGCUUCCUGUCUCGGUGCCGUGUUCACAGAGUGUCCGUAUAAAGACGGAUAUGAUCUGACUGUUGGUACAUCAGAGAGAGGAAAAAACGCAGAUCAUGUCACACUUCGUCCAUUCAAGCACAUGCUGGUGGUGUUUGGAGGUCUUCAGGGUUUAGAAGCGAGUGUCGAUGCCGACGAGAACCUGAACGUCUCUGAUCCCAGCAUGCUCUUUGACCUUUACCUGAACACGUGUCCCGGGCAGGGCAGCCGCACCAUCCGCACCGAGGAAGCCAUAUUAAUCAGUUUGUCAGGACUCAGGCAGAAAAUCGCAGCUGUGUUUCCCGACCAAGCUAAAGGAUGACCACAGGAAGUACACCGGAAGAACCACAGGAAGUACAGCUCUCAGGACCUUACCAACGUACAUCAUUGUGUAUUAAAAUAUUAGCAUGCGUCAAUGAACUGUCAUGCAUAAAGUGUUCAUAACAAUAAAUAAAAAAAUGUACGUUUAAAUGCAUGUUUAUUUUUUCAGACAGGCAUGUAAAGAACAUUCAUAAUGAGAAACGAGCAGGAGUAAUAAUCAUCAUAAUCAUCACCAUAACACUGAUUUCAGUCUGCAACCAAAUGAAAGCACUCCAGAUGGUGAUUACCCACAAUCCCUCUGCUCUUGUGCUCGGGCAGAUGGUCGAUUUCAAAUAACGAAAUGAAAGAAAUAACAUUCUCUGAAGAUUUAGACAUUAUGGGGCGAUGAGCGAGAGCAUUAUCGAGCAGGAAACGUACUACUUGGGAUGUUCACGGCGAAAAAAUAUCAUUCAAACACUAUGGGUUGUUCUCAUGCUGGUGGAUUUCAGACACUUGAUGAUUAGAGGCGACGUGAGCAGCACUUAGCAAAACGCCUUCGACGUUAAGGAACGCUUAUACACGCUUCAAGAUGGCUUCUUCGUCAGAUCCGGAGACGUGUAGCAUUGCAUCGCUCGCUCGCUCGCCAACAAAUGCAUUGCAGUGAAUGGGUGCCGUCGGAAGGAGCGACCAAACGGCUGAUUAAAAACCACAAAUGAUCACAAUAAAACCACAAUAGUCCACAUCUUGUGAAGCCAAAAGCUGCUAUCUAUCAUUAAGGUGUUUUAUAUGAAAAUCUCGAAACACUUUUUUCCGAUAAAGCAUCAUCUUGUCAUUAAAGAAGACGCCAGAGAUCACCGUUUACGAGCCGAAAAAAUCACGCAGGUAGAUUUUGGCGUGAGUGGAUAUUACAGACUCACGCUUGAGCUAGAAGCACUUGUUUCAAUAAUAAAAAAACGGAUUAGUUUCUUUCGGCGUGGAUUAUUACGGUGAUUGGCAGCCGUUUGGACUCUCUUUCUGACGGCACCCAUCCACAUCCGACGGCCCGAGCCGCUUCUCGAACAGCGUCACUCAUCAGGCGUUAUUUAUGGGCUUCGCCCAAAUCAAAAGCAACGCAUUCGAAGCAGCGCACGGGUUAACCAGACCACCACUAACCGGUUACCGACGACGACUCGAGCUCUCCAAUCAGAGCACAGCGGCGUCCAAUGGGAGCGGAGUAUUUACAACAGUCACGUGAAAUGCUGGCGAGCGUGAUCUAGAGAGGCGUGUUAUACACUAACAGCUGUAGCCGGAGAGAUUCAAGUUGUACAACUGAUCGAUGACGUCACUACUUGGUAAAAACGGCAUAAUAAAUUGAAAGGCC